GGCAAGCCGAGAGCAGCUCACAAUGGCAUUCCCAUUCCGAUGGUUGUCGCCCUGACGUACGCUCCAUGAUCUGAAUGUUUCUAAAUCCGCUCGAUCUCACGACCGCCCUGCGUCCGUCCCUCCUGCCUGAUGAGACGCUACUGUUCGUCCAAGAUGCCGUGGGACUCUAUGAGGGGAAGCUCAAGAUUCCCAAAUACCAGAACGGUCAAGCCUACCUCACCUCUCAUCGCGUUUGCUAUGUCGACCAGACUGAGCCGCGAUCAUGCUCCGUUGCCAUCAACUUGAAGGAGGUUGAGCGACCGGAGUUCUAUGCUGGAUUCCUCAAAUCAUCACCCAAGAUCACUCUCUAUCCAAAAGCCUCCAAACAGCUAUCGAUAGCGACCAACCCCUCUCCUACGGCGCAAGGUACACUUGCCAGUGCUACCGACGGGCAUGUCGCUCCGGCGACUAUUUCACCUGUGAAUGCCACAUGGGUGUGCCCUAUAUGUUCCUUCUCGAACCCCGUACCCUCGAAUUUCGAUCCCACCGCAGCCAAUGCGCGGACACCGCUACCACCCUGUCUUGCAUGUGGUAUCAAACCGCCCCUAGCACAUGUGAUAAAGGCCGCUAUAGCUGCUAUAAGGCAGGCCCAGUCUUCAGACGGCACUCCUCAAUACACGGCGGGUGCACCGGCAUCAUCCACACCAGGAACCGUUCCCUGCCCUCGAUGUACCUUCCAAAAUCACCCCUCGCUCUCCGCCUGCGAAAUCUGUGGCGCACCCCUCCCCGCCGCUGCAGACAAACGCCUCGAAGCUGCCAAAGCAAUAACCCGCGCGGAAUCUCCUGGGCCCUUUUCCCAAACUUCCCCCUUAGGACACGAAAUCACUGAAAGUAUCAAACUUUCCUUCCGCUGCGGCGGUGAAAAGAUCUUCUACGAGCGUCUCAAGAACGCCCUCGUGCAACGAAAGUGGCUCCUCCAGAGCGCACCGCCGAUCCCCAAACCGCUCCCUGCGUCCGAUCAUGUGAACAUGAGUGCCGGACUAUCUGCUGCAACUAUCCAGGCAUCGGGAGCGUCUGGGCUCAGCAAAGCGAUUGGUAUAGCAGGCCUAGAACGGCGCCACCUCGAGCAAACCAAAAACAACGAAGCCGUCAUCGGAACCGCCUUCUCCGACCUCGAAGCCCUCAUGACGUCCGCAAAAGAAGUCAUUGCUCUAGCCGAACAAUUCGCCAACCAAGCCAACAUCGGCAACAAUGGAAACCACAACCGUGAAGCUGCCAACGCUGCAUCCGCCCUCAGCUUGAUCACGACAAAAGACAUGCUGGGCACCGGCUCCGGCGCCUCGGAUCUGUACAUCUCCGAACUGAGCAGAAACCUGGCAGAGUAUCUCACCGACGAUACGCGCGGGAUUCUCAGGAACGAAGGCGGCAUCAUGACGCUCGUGGAUCUGUGGGCGGUGUUUAAUCGCGCCAGGGGAGGCGUGGAACUCGUUUCGCCGAGCGACUUCGAGAAGGCGGCGCGCAGGUGGGACGAAUUGAGAUUGCCUGUCCGGUUGCGGAGGUUUCGAUCGGGAUUACUGGUUGUACAGGGGAGGGAUAGGACGGAUGAGAAGACGGUGGCGAGUGUGCUUGCUUGGCUUCGAGAGUUGCAUUCUGAGAACCAGGGGCAGGGGCAGGACAGGGAGGUCUCGUGGGAUCAGAGGACGUGGGGGAGGGGCGUCACGGUGCAGGAGGUGGCGGAGAGGUUUGGAUGGAGCGUUGGGGUUGCGCAGGAGGAGCUGGAGAUGUGUGAGGAGAAAGGCGCGGUUUGUAGGGAGGUGGGGUUGCAGGGGUUGAGGUGGUGGGAGAAUUGGAUCGUGAAGGAUCCGGUUGUGCACAGUGGAUAGUGGCAGGUAGGGUCAGAAUUACGGAUGAGAUGAUACCUGGCUACGGAUUGUCAGAGUAGAACGUUGGCUUUUGGAUCGGUCCACCACAAAGUUCCACAUCUUCAGAGAGAGUUAAAGAUGCACGCCAUGUUUCAGC
This is a messenger RNA of Westerdykella ornata, 1998 nucleotides long. Its product is annotated as Vps36-domain-containing protein. The transcript has 3 exons. NCBI's taxonomy places the organism in Eukaryota, Fungi, Ascomycota, Dothideomycetes, Pleosporales, Sporormiaceae. Gene Ontology annotation, cellular component: ESCRT II complex; late endosome membrane. Gene Ontology annotation, biological process: protein transport to vacuole involved in ubiquitin-dependent protein catabolic process via the multivesicular body sorting pathway. The record is from RefSeq and is a predicted model, not a curated record. Bases 75 to 1862 code for a protein of 595 amino acids. Gene Ontology annotation, molecular function: phosphatidylinositol-3-phosphate binding; ubiquitin binding.